This is a messenger RNA of Oxyura jamaicensis (ruddy duck), 3248 nucleotides long. It is a transcript of the gene LRSAM1, whose product is annotated as leucine rich repeat and sterile alpha motif containing 1. The record is from RefSeq and is a predicted model, not a curated record. The transcript has 25 exons. Gene Ontology annotation, molecular function: protein binding; ubiquitin protein ligase activity. Lineage: Eukaryota; Metazoa; Chordata; Aves; Anseriformes; Anatidae. Gene Ontology annotation, biological process: ubiquitin-dependent protein catabolic process; protein ubiquitination. The coding region runs from base 146 to 2329 and encodes 727 amino acids.
GGCGGGGCGGGGCGCGUCAUGGCGGAGGGGAGCGAGCACAGUUCUGUAGUCCAGGCUCCCUGCAAACACGCGCUCCAGGAACCACCGGCCUUUAUUUGUGCUGAUAGUUUGUGCCACUGAGACGGAGCUGUAGUCACAGCUGAAGAUGCCACUCUUCUUCCGUAAGAAGAAACCCAGCGAUGAUGCUCGGAAGCGCCUUGAAUACCAAAUGUGCCUGGCAAAAGAGGCUGGUGCCGAUGAUGUUCUUGACAUAUCUAAGUGUGAACUUUCAGAGGUUCCUUACGGGGCCUUUGCAACUUGUAAAGUCUUGCAAAAAAAGGUGCUGAUUAUUCAUACAAAUAACCUUACAUCUUUAGUUCCAAAGUCCUGUAGCCUUCUGAGUCUCAUAACUGUGAAGGUUCUAGAUCUGCAUGAUAACCAACUGGCAUCGCUUCCUGUUGAUAUUGGUCAGCUAACAUCUCUUCAGGUCCUAAACCUUGAACGGAAUCUCUUAAAAUGUCUUCCACAAUCUAUAGGAGAUCUUGCCCAGCUCCAGAUCCUCAAUGUGAAAGGCAAUAAGCUGAAGGAGCUGCCUGCAACUGUGAGUGGCUUGCGGAGUUUGCGCACUCUGGAUAUCAGCGAGAACCUCCUGCAAGAACUGCCCCGGGUGCUGGCUCACAUCCGCACGCUGGAGAUGCUGACCCUGGACGCUUCUUCCAUGACAUACCCAUCAGCUGAUAUUUGCAGUGCAGGUACAGAGUCCAUUCAGCAGUUCCUCUGCAAAGAGUGCGGAAUUGCGUACUACCCUCCCUCACAGUAUGUGCUCCCUGUGCUGGAGGGCGAUGGAGGAGAAACGUCAGUGGAUGGGGUGGAUGGGACAGUGCAUAAAUACUUGGAGGAGGAGAGCAAGUGGCAGAACAGAUUCUUGGACUAUGAGAAGAGGAAGGAAAAAAAAAUGCAGGAGAAGCUUGAAUUUGAGCGGCGCCUGAACAUGGGGCAAAGAGAACAUGCUCUGCUUGUUCAGCAGAUCAACAGUCAGAAGGAUGAGAUACUGCAGACAGUGAGAGAGGAUCAGAUGAGGCUGGAGAAGGGUCUGACAAAGCACCAGCGCCAUUUGGAGGAGGAGCGCCUGAAACUGCUGCAGCAGUUGAAACAAGCAGAGCAAGGCAUUGCCAGCCGUAUCCAGAAGCUGAUAGAGGACAAUCAGAGGCAAAAACAAAGUUCAGACAUUCUGAAAUCAUUGGAGAAUGAGAGAAUAAGGAUGGAGCAGCUGAUGGCAAUAACACAGGAGGAGACAGAGCAGCUGCGCAGAAGGGAAGUGGCCUCUGCCAUGCAACAAAUGCUGGCCGAGAGCUACAAGAACAAGCUCAUCCAAAUGACCUACGAGUCUCGUCGGCAAAACCUUGUCAGCCAGGCCUGUUCCAGCCUGGCUGAGAUGGAUCAGAAGUUCCAGCAAAUCCUGGCGUGGCAACAGCUGGAUCAGAACAAGGCUGUUAGUCAGAUCUUGCAGCAGAGUGAGAUGCAGAAAGCUGCCUUUGAAGCUCUCCAACUGAAGAAGGAUCUUAUGCAUAGACAGAUCAGGAACCAGAUUAAAUUAAUAGAAACAGAGUUAUUGCAGUUGACACAGCUGGAGUUAAAGAGGCAAGAACUGGACACAGAGACGCUGCAGGGGGUGAUCAUGGAGCAACGGCAAGCACUUGGUUACCUGCUGCAGCAGCUGCUCAAAGAAAAGAAGCAAAGGGAAGAAGAGUUGCAACAAAUACUGCUGGAAAUGGAGGCAAAGAGUGAGACCAAACAGGAGAACUACUGGCUGAUCCAGUACCAGCGCCUGCUGAACCAGAAGCCACUCUCCCUGAAACUCCAGGAGGAGGGCUUGGAGAAGCAGCUGGUGAACCUUUUACUUGAGCUGUCAGCUGAACAGUACGUGCCUGUCUUUGCACACCACCGAAUAUCUUUGCAAGUGCUCAGCACCAUGACUGCCAGUGACCUGGAAAAGAUGGGUGUUACAGAGACUGGCCUGCAGCGUGCCAUCCUCAGGCGAGCUCAGGAGAUCCUGGCUGUGGCAAAGACGAUCCCAGAGCUGCUGAAGAUGGUGGAUGCCGAGGUGCCUGCAGCCCCAGAGCCCAGCGCCCCCGAGGAGGAGGCUCCAAGCACCGUGACCCCGACUGCUCCCCCACUGCGGUGGGAUGAGAAGUCUGAGUGCGUUGUCUGCAUGGAGCAGGAGGCCCAGACAGUUUUCCUACCAUGUGGCCACGUUUGCUGCUGCCAGACCUGCUGCGAGCAGCUACGUGCUUGCCCCCUGUGCCGCAAGGACAUCACACAGCACGUCCGCAUCUUCUACAGCCGCUAGGCAGGACGGAGUAAGGCAAGGCUGCCCCGCACCACCUUCAUCACCCCUUCUCAGGGCUAUGCUCCUCUGUAUCAGUAUUAAAUACACUCGCACAGCAUGGCCAGCACUGCCCUUUCCCUGCACGCAGCUCUGGGCUGGCUGCUGGCUGCACCCAGGGCCUCAGCUGCUCUCCACAUUCCCUGAUGGUUCAUCACUGGGUGAUGAAACUGGGCAAAGCGGUGCCCCCUCCUCUCUGGCUAAUACAUUUGCCUUCAGAAAUGCCUCUUGCUUGGCAGGGAUGCAAUUAGUGGUGUCUCUGAAGCCCCUGGGACUCUGCACUCCCCUGCUGCGGCCGCGGCACUGCUGUGCUCCUGCGUCAAGCACUGUGGCCCGAAGGCGGGUGAAUUCUUCUGCAGGAGGACUCAGCCAGGGGUCUGCAGUGCACUGGGAUGCUAACAGUACCUUGCACCUAUGCCAUUGCCAAAGGCCUGGGGCUUCUGCACGGGCAACCUGUGGGCGUGUGUCUGGUGGGCUGCAGCCACGUGCAGCGGGUGAUGGGGCAGGGUGAGGCGCUCCCCGACCCUGAAGUCAUGCUCCCAUGGGAGGGGAGUCUGCAGCAGCCCCAGAACCAGGACUCGAGGGACCCACUCUAGCUAGAGGAGCCCAGUGGGAUUCCCUGUUGAAAAUGCACUGUGAGCAGGAAGCGUUCCUGCCACCUGAGAGCCAGCACGAGUCCGGGUGGGCUGGGGCUGGGCCUGGCAGAGCUCUGCCUCGUGUCCGUGUGUUGGUGUUUGGAUAGUUCGCCAUUGUCAUUAAUAAGUAACAGUCCCAGUAAGUCUCUUGUCUCUUGACCUUGAGGUAUAAAAAUGCAGAGAUAAGCCUGGUCCCACUGCAGCCCUUCCCCCAGGAGAAGCUAUUAAAAGGCAGCUGGUUUCUGCUG